CGGUUCCCAUCAGGCAGGGCCCAUCAGCUUUGCCAGGCACUGCCAUCCCGCAGAGUGGGGUCCUUGGGCACGGAAAAAACUGGUACAGAGGGGCCCAGGAAUGAGAGCUCCCUGUUGACACAGCCGGCCGCAAACGAGCCUAUCAAUCAUUAACGGAGUCAAGUGGGACAACAGGAAACUGGAGCCCAGCAAGGAAAGAGGAGCCCCAGGGCGGGACAGUCACUGCUCAGAGGACUGAGCAGGAGCAGGCUGCAGGCUCUGGGCACGGGGCAGGGAGCGGACACAAGGAGCACCUGUGGUCUGGGCAGCCCAGCCCCCUGCCCAGCCCAAGAAGACUGUUCUCCAUGGAGCCAGGUCCAGAAGCCAGAGGCAGCAGCAGCAGCAGCAGCAGCACCACCAUUCCUUCCUCAGAAACACACCCCAGCCAUGAGCUUUCAGACACAGGGAAUGCUUCGGAUGCUGCAGGAGAACCAGCUGAGGAGGGCAGUGCCCCCGGGGCUAAUGGGGAGGGCAGAGAGACGGCUGCAGCAGACCCACCGCCACUGCCCAACCUGGCAUCCUGGAAUGAUGGCACAGCCUCAUCCUACCUGAGUCCUCCACAGCCCAACCCUGCUGAGAAUGGGCAGAUGCCUAAGUGUGCAGCGGGCAUCGGCUUCGUGGGAGAGCCCCCACCCUACACCCCGCCGGAUCCCAAGGCUGUCCAUGUGCUCUACCCUCCAUUCCAGGCUGGCUUCUCUGGGCAAAUGCCUAUUCUGUACCAGCCAGGGCCUUCACCACAGCCUCUCUUCCCACCAGCGCCAUCAGCCACACCUCUGUAUUCAUCAGGACCCUCUCCAACACCCCUCUACCCUCCAGCGUCUUCAUCCUCAUCACUCUACCCAUCACCAAACCUGUCUUCUGGAGCUUUCCCCUAUACCAUCUAUAACAGCCCCAUGAACAAUAUGUCGGCUGCCAUGGACCGGAGGCCCCUGCCUAAGGAUUACAUGGUGGAGUCUGUGUUGGUGACCCUCUUUUGCUGCUUGAUCACUGGGGUGAUCGCCAUCGUCUACUCUCACGAGACCAGGGCGGCUCUGAGUCGGGGAGACCUGGCCCAGGCAGAACAGGCCUCCAAGAAGGCCCGCUCCUUGGUGCUCUUCAGUUUGCUCUUUGGGGUCUUCGUGUCUACCAGCUGGGUCAUCUACGUCAUAGUGGCCCUCUACAUUCCCUGAGGGACCAUCUCCUCCUGAUGCCCAGGGCGGCACCUGGCUGCUGAUGCUGCCCCGGCUGCUGCCCAGGACAUAGAAGAGGAAAGUGCCCACCAUAUCCAAGCUGCUCUCCUUCCGUGGACUCUUCCCUCCUCUCCUGCCUGCCCUCCAGGGAGAGAGCAGGGUCUACAGUGCUGCUCCUCAGCUGCCCACCUGCGGCUACUCUGCCCCUGGGACUCUGCUAUGGGGAGGCCAGCCCUUCUACUGGAACUCACUGUGGCACCACUGUGCAUUAUCCUCUGGCCCAGGACUCCAUCUGAGAUAUUGGGGGCGUUAGCACGGGUCCUUCAUGAGCUGUGGUGGAACUCCCCACCCAGGGCCAAUCUCUGCUUUUCUAUUGGUUUUCCCAGCUCUCAAAAUGUGUGUGUGUGUGUGUGUGUGUGUGUGUGUGUG
Messenger RNA from Trichosurus vulpecula (common brushtail), 1637 nucleotides. It is a transcript of the gene PRRT1B, whose product is annotated as proline rich transmembrane protein 1B. The record is from RefSeq and is a predicted model, not a curated record. Gene Ontology annotation, cellular component: membrane. The transcript has 4 exons. The coding region runs from base 345 to 1208 and encodes 287 amino acids. Lineage: Eukaryota; Metazoa; Chordata; Mammalia; Diprotodontia; Phalangeridae.